AUGUACACGGGUAUCGCGCUCUACUCCAGCUGCCUGCUCUUCUGGUGGCUCUUUAUGCGCGGAGAUGCCAACCGCUUGCAGGUCUCACGCUGGAGUAGUGUCGUUCUACCCAGCACCAAUACAGAACUCUACGCGGAGAGCGCCACUACCGGCAGUUCACCUGCUGAUGCGUUACUCGAGACUUUCGCGAGGGGCAUCGGCGCGUCGACCCCGGAGCUGCUGGAGCUGCACAGGCGCCACCACAUCCCGGACUACAAGUGCGUAGGGUGGAGACAGACGAGGGACUGUUCCCCUGACGGACCCAGAGAGUCCGCGAAAGAUAUGAACUGUGGAGGUAUCGUCAACGCCGGAGCGUCGGGCUUCUGCCUAUUGCGAGAUGAAACCAGAAAUGUUCGUUGA
Messenger RNA from Phytophthora sojae, 399 nucleotides. RefSeq lists its product as hypothetical. The record is from RefSeq and is a predicted model, not a curated record. The transcript has a single exon. Bases 1 to 399 code for a protein of 132 amino acids. Lineage: Eukaryota; Oomycota; Peronosporomycetes; Peronosporales; Peronosporaceae.